AUGAACGGUUUUGGUGCGCGUGCCGCCCCCAAGAAAGGCGAGAACUUUGAGUUGAGGGCCGAUCUUAACAGCGAGUAUCGGGACCGCAGAAAAGAUGCUAUUAAGCGCGUUAUAGCAAACAUGACCGUUGGGAAAGACGUCUCGGGGUUAUUUCCAGACGUUCUAAAGAACAUGCAGACGGAAGAUCUCGAACAGAAGAAGCUCGUCUACUUGUAUUUGAUGAACUACGCCAAAACUCAACCAGAGCUGGUGAUUUUGGCCGUCAAUACCUUCGUGAAGGAUUCAGACGAUCCGAACCCCCUUGUACGAGCAUUGGCUAUACGGACAAUGGGUUGCCUACGAGCCGAAAAGAUAAUCGACUAUCUGUCUGAUCCUUUGCAUAAGGCCUUGAAAGACGAGAACCCUUAUGUCAGGAAGACUGCGGCGCUAUGUGUGGCCAAAUUAUAUGACAUCAAACCUGACUUGGCUAUCGAUGGAGGGUUUCUUGAGAUGCUGCAAGAGCUCAUUGCGGAUAGUAAUCCGAUGGUAGUUUCCAAUGCCGUUACCGCCCUCAGUGACAUACAUUCUAGCGCCAGUGCGCAGAUCAGUGAGGGUGUUGCCCCCGACUCGCGUGCCAUGUUCAUCAUCAAUUCUGCUGUGCUGACUAAACUUUUGAUUGCUCUUAACGAAUGCUCGGAAUGGGGGAGAGUAGCCAUCCUCAAUUGCCUGGCAAAGUAUAAAGCACAGGAUGACAAAGAGAGCGAACACAUCUGCGAGCGAGUGAUGCCCCAAUUCCAACACGCGAAUGGUAGCGUAGUCUUGACUGCGGUUCGCGCAGUAAUGGUACACAUGCGUAUGGUGACGAGAGAGGAUCUGAUCAGUCAAUUAGUCAGGAAGAUGGCACCUCCGCUAGUCACGCUUGUUUCAGCAGAGCACGAAGUGCAAUGGGUAGCUCUUCGGAAUAUCAAUCUACUCCUUCAAAAACGUUCCGACAUUCUGCAAAAUGAGAUGCGCGUAUUUUUUUGCAAAUACAACGAUCCCCCGUAUAUUAAAGUCGAAAAGCUUGACAUCAUGAUUCGGCUUGCUCAAGAGAAGACCGUUGACACUCUACUCAGCGAACUCAAAGAGUAUGCCUCAGAAGUUGACGUAGACUUUGUUCGGAAGUCGGUGAGAGCAAUCGGGCAAUGUGCCAUCAAGAUUGACACAUCCGCUGAGCGAUGCGUCAAUGUUCUCCUUGACUUGAUCGGCACACGAGUGAGUUAUGUGGUGCAAGAAGCAGUGGUGGUGAUGAAGGAUAUCUUUCGGAAAUAUCCUAACAGCUAUGAAGCCGUAAUUCCAACGCUGUGCGGCAAUCUAGAGGAGUUGGACGAACCGGAGGCCAAGGCGUCGCUCAUCUGGAUCAUUGGGGAAUAUGCAGACAAGAUAGAUAAUGCAGAUGAACUUUUGGGAAUUUUCGUUGACGGUUUUAUUGAUGAAUCGUAUCAGGUUCAAUUACAGACAUUGACGGCUGUAGUCAAAUUGUUCCUCAAGAAACCUGACAAUGCACAAGGGCUAGUUCAGCGGAUCCUUGAGACGGCAACGAAGGAUUGCGAAAGUGCGGACGUCAGAGAUAGGGCCUAUAUUUAUUGGAGGUUGUUAUCGACGGACCCUGGCGCAGCAAAAGCCGUCGUACUUGCUUCGAAACCCCCGAUAACGCUUCCCCGCACAACCGUCUCGUCAGUGGUGCUUGAGGAAUUGCUUGGAGAAAUCGGUUCAUUAGCUAGUGUGUACCACAAACCCGCGGAGACGUUUGUGGGAAGAGGCCGCAUAGGUGCUGAUGCGUUGCGGCGAACUUCUGAUUUGGAGGACGAGAUGUCUUCCCGAGAGAAAGCGCUCAAAACUCUGGUGGCCGGCCAACAGGCCGAGAAUCUGCUGGACUUCGAUGAACCUGACAGCGACAGUGCAAACGCUUCACUAAGUGGUAUUGCGGCAACCCAACGAACGCUACCACUGACAACCGCAGCUACAACGAGCAUACUAACGUCCGCCAAUCCACUUGACGAACUGGUAUCUAUUUUUGGGAAUACCAACAUCUCUGCCCCCUCUAACGUACUUCCGACAACGUUGUCAUCACCUAUGUCUCCGUCAACCAAUUCCAAUACUUCGAUAGGUUUAUUUGGUCCCCCGUUACAAACCCCAUCACAAUCUUCUAAGCCGAUUGGGAAGCCGCAAGAAGACUUAUUGGGGUUAUUCUAG
Messenger RNA from Cantharellus anzutake, 2214 nucleotides. Its product is annotated as adaptin N terminal region-domain-containing protein. Gene Ontology annotation, biological process: vesicle-mediated transport; intracellular protein transport. Gene Ontology annotation, cellular component: membrane coat. The record is from RefSeq and is a predicted model, not a curated record. Gene Ontology annotation, molecular function: clathrin binding. The transcript has 11 exons. Lineage: Eukaryota; Fungi; Basidiomycota; Agaricomycetes; Cantharellales; Hydnaceae. Bases 1 to 2214 code for a protein of 737 amino acids.